AUGGCUGGCGUAGCAUUGGCUGGAAUGCUUUGCAUUGUACUCUUGCUUUUGCUGCUGCCAGCGGGGCGUGUCAAACGGCAGCCUCACAUUGUGUUCAUUAUGGCAGACGACUUGGGAUGGGACGACGUCAGCUUUCACGGGUCCUCUCAGAUUCCCACGCCAAACCUGGAUGCCUUGGCUGCGGACGGCAUCAUACUCAACAGCUUCUACGCGCAGCCGUCCUGCACACCUUCGAGGUCGGCCCUCCUGACCGGACUGUAUGCCAUACGAACAGGGUUGCAAGCGUUCACGUUGGACGUAGCCGACCCAUGGGGCUUGCCUUUGAACGUGCGCCUUCUGCCCGAGUAUCUCAGGGAGAUCGGAUACGAAACUCACCUCGUUGGAAAGGUAAGUUUUUUUCUUUCUAAAUAUAGCUCAUGGGGAAUCGGCUACUACAAGACAAGCCUCACUCCGACAUGUCGGGGCUUCGACAGUUUCUACGGCUACCACAGCAGCGAAGAGGACUACUACACGCACAGCGUAACCUACGAAAACCACACGGGUGUCGACUUCUGGCUCAACAUGGAACCAUUGUUCUCCGAAAGUGGCUCAUAUUCCACGACAUUGUUCACGGAAAGAGCGCAGUACCUCAUCCGAAACAGGAAUAGGUCAAAGCCGUUCUUUCUCUUGCUGAGUCACCAAGCUGCGCACGGCGCUGGAGAGCAUGAAACAUUUCAGGCACCGCAGGAGAACGUGGACAAAUUUCCAUACAUUGGAGAAAAGAACAGAACAAUCUACGCAGCUCUAGCAUUGCUAUUUGAUAUAUGUGCAGGCAUGGUGGACGCGCUGGACCAGUCUGUAGGAGAAGUGUUCAAGGCUCUCAGCGAUGCCCGCAUGCUCGACAACACUAUCCUCAUCUUCUGCAGCGACAACGGCGGACAACCUUGGGGUAGGCACACGACCCGCAGCUUCAGCUGGCCCCUGCGCGGAUCCAAGGGCACGGUCUGGGAAGGAGGAACCAGAGUCCCCGCUUUCGUCUGGAGUCCCCUCCUGGCGAACACUCGCAGGGUGUCCGACCAACUCAUGCAUAUCACGGACUGGCUACCCACGCUAUACUCAAUCGCCGGAGGUGACGUCGACACGCUAGGGGAACUGGAUGGGUUUAAUAUGUGGCGGUACCUGUCUCAAGGAAUUGGCUCGCCUCGUGUCGAGAUGCUCUACAACAUCGACGACCGGUUUUUGAACAACUCAGCUCUGCGAAGCGGCCGUUACAAGUUGGUGCUCGAUGGUACCGGAUUCAUGAAUGAGCGCUACGCUCGACCGGGUGGUGUCCGUCCGUACGACGACCUCGAUAAGCUGCUCACCGAGUCGACAGCAGCCGAAGUCCUCAGAGGCUUCCACAAAAGGGGGCAUCUGAGGUUUCCCAAGGACUGGAGAGAAAGAGCGGCGUUGAAAUGUGGUAAUCCGGAUGGCGGACAAUUUUACCCGAACGGGACGGUUCACCUGUUCGACAUCAUAGAAGAUCCUUGCGAAUUGAACAAUGUGGCCAGCUUGCAUCCGGAGGUUGUGACGUUCCUGAGGACUCGUAUCGGCGUCAUUAAAGCUAAAGGAAUGCCAUUGCAGCGUGAGCCCAAGGAUCCCGCUGGCUUUCCCGAAAAUCACAAUGGAACCUGGGCGCCGUGGGUGAAUACAUCGUGCGGAUAGAAUUAUAAAAUAUGUGUGGAGAAGAGGUUUAUUGGCGAUGAGUUCCUGCGGUCAAGGACGCUAUAUGCGAGUACGAACGGCGAGGCAGCGA
This is a messenger RNA of Dermacentor andersoni, 1774 nucleotides long. The record is from RefSeq and is a predicted model, not a curated record. Lineage: Eukaryota; Metazoa; Arthropoda; Arachnida; Ixodida; Ixodidae.